Molecule: messenger RNA, 1738 nt
Organism: Yamadazyma tenuis ATCC 10573
Lineage: Eukaryota; Fungi; Ascomycota; Pichiomycetes; Serinales; Debaryomycetaceae
Source: RefSeq, a predicted model, not a curated record
AGCACUUUGAACUCAACCUAAAGCUAAUGGAUCCAACAAACGACCCAAACUUCACGCCUCCUUCAUUGAAUCCCAACAUUGAGCCAACAGCUCCGUCCCUGGAAAUACCUUCAAACGCUCCGAUCCAGCCUCUAGUUCUUGCUGAUAUGGGAGAUCCAGUGGAUGCUCCAGCCCCUCACCCGUCCUCCUCUCUGACUCAUCUUCAUCACCAUUCUGGGGGACUUCAUUCAAAGAUUCCCAUCAAGCAUACGGAACUCAUUGAUUCCAAUUCUCUGUCUGAUACCGAAAAGACUGUGGAGGCUAAUAGUUCACGUUCACAAGACAUACUUCCUGAACCGGACUUAAUUCUUCCUCCAACAGCAACAGUUCAGCCCAAUCAAAUCGCUGAUUUGGAAGAAGUUCCUCAUGGCAUUCAACGUCAAGCAAAAACCCUUGAAGACUAUCAAUUCCCUACCCACCGGUUCGCUACCAAAUUGAGUGAUGAAUCCAAAUAUCCUUUGGUGAUUGUGGCUUGCGGCUCGUUUUCUCCUAUCACUUACUUGCACUUGCGCAUGUUUGAAAUGGCCUUAGACGCUAUUAACGAACAAACUAGAUUUGAAGUUAUUGGAGGCUAUUACAGUCCUGUUUCUUCAAACUAUAAGAAACAAGGAUUGGCUCCUGCUCACCAUCGAGUUCGAAUCUGUGAAUUAGCAUGCGAAAGAACUAGUUCUUGGUUAAUGGUGGAUGCUUGGGAAAGUUUACAGCCCAAGUACACUCGAACAGCAUUGGUUUUAGACCAUUUUAAUGAUGAAAUUAACACGAAAAGAGGUGGUAUCGUAACCGCUACUGGAGAAAAAAGAGGUGUUAAGAUUAUGUUAUUAGCAGGUGGAGACCUAAUUGAAUCAAUGGGUGAGCCUGAUGUCUGGGCUGACCAAGACUUGCAUCAUAUUUUGGGCAAAUACGGAUGCUUAAUUGUUGAAAGAACCGGCUCGGAUGUUAGAAGCUUUUUAUUAAGUCACGAUAUCAUGUACGAACACAGAAGAAAUGUCUUGGUAAUCAAACAAUUGAUUUACAAUGAUAUUUCCUCUACAAAAAUACGGUUGUUCAUCCGACGGGGUAUGUCAGUCCAGUACUUACUUCCGAAUUCGGUUAUAAGAUAUAUUCAAGAACAUCGGUUGUAUAUCAACGAUACUGAGCCAGUUAAACAGGUUAUGUCUGAUAAAGCCGAUUGAACGUCCACAUUUUUCAGAGGGGUUUCAAUUCAUAUUAUGUAUUUUUGUAGAUUUUCAAGUCUUCCAUUGAUACUUUUUCUAAGGUCAAAUUGCACUCGUUACAAAGGUGUAGAAGGCAUAUAAAAUAGACACUAGUUGAUCCGUUAAGAUUCCGAGGAAUAUUCUCGGUCAAUUCACGAAAAGACUUCCCAUUGUCUAGAUUGCCCAUAAUCAAAUCCUUAAUAUGUCGUAUAUCGAUUCUUUUGGAGAUCUUUUCAUAAUUUAGUUUGCUAAUCAAAUUACUUGAAAUUUGUGAACUCAAAGGUUGGCUAAAUUCUUCAAUGUAAGAUUUGUGCAAGUCUUCAAUGUCUUCUCUGGUGAUCUCAUUCAAUAAUCUUGAAGGUUCAUCAAAAUAAGCAUCGGUGUAUGCUUCCUCGUUAUUUUCGUGAGGUUUUUGUUGUAGUUGAACAGGGGAAAUUUUGUUGAAAGUGGGUAACAAUCUUGUCUUCUUCGUAAAGAGCUCGAUUAAGUUCUUAGCGUCAAUUUUU